GCCCCUCGGAUGCUCAGCUGCCCAUAAGUUCCUGUAUCAACUUGUUGAAGACAGUAUUGCUGCUGGAGGUUUCUCACAUGCUUUAGGAUAUCUUCAGGAAAAUCGACUUCACAUAAACAGAGAAUUUUGACAUUCUAAGUGAGACCCUUCAAGACAUCUAGGAAAAUGGUGGCCCUGUCCUUAAAGAUCUGUGUCCGUCACUGCAACGUGGUAAAGACAAUGCAGUUUGAACCAUCUACGGCUGUGUAUGACGCCUGUCGAGUCAUUCGGGAACGGGUGCCCGAGGCACAAACUGGGCAAGCUUCCGACUAUGGGCUGUUUCUUUCCGAUGAAGACCCCAGGAAAGGUAUUUGGCUGGAGGCGGGCAGAACACUGGAUUACUACAUGUUGCGAAAUGGGGAUAUUUUGGAAUAUAAAAAGAAACAGAGACCUCAGAAAAUCCGGAUGCUGGAUGGAUCUGUGAAAACAGUCAUGGUGGAUGACUCCAAGACCGUGGGGGAACUCCUGGUUACUAUUUGCAGCAGGAUAGGAAUAACGAACUAUGAGGAAUACUCUUUAAUCCAAGAAACUAUUGAAGAAAAGAAAGAGGAAGGGACGGGUACGCUCAAAAAAGACAGGACGCUGUUACGAGACGAGAGGAAAAUGGAGAAGUUGAAGGCCAAGCUUCACACAGAUGAUGAUUUAAAUUGGCUGGAUCACAGCCGAACAUUCAGAGAACAAGGAGUAGAUGAAAACGAAACAUUGCUGCUUAGACGGAAGUUCUUUUACUCAGAUCAGAAUGUAGAUUCAAGAGACCCUGUGCAGCUGAACCUGCUUUAUGUUCAGGCUCGGGAUGAUAUCCUGAAUGGCUCCCACCCUGUCUCCUUCGAGAAAGCUUGUGAGUUUGGUGGAUUUCAAGCUCAAAUACAAUUUGGACCCCAUGUGGAACAUAAACACAAGCCUGGAUUCUUAGAUCUAAAGGAAUUUCUGCCCAAAGAAUACAUCAAGCAGAGAGGAGCUGAAAAGAGGAUAUUCCAGGAGCAUAAGAACUGUGGAGAGAUGAGUGAAAUAGAAGCCAAGGUCAAGUAUGUCAAGCUUGCCCGGUCCCUCCGGACAUAUGGUGUGUCCUUUUUCCUGGUGAAGGAAAAGAUGAAAGGCAAGAACAAACUGGUCCCUCGCCUUCUGGGGAUCACCAAAGACUCGGUGAUGCGUGUGGAUGAGAAGACCAAGGAAGUGCUGCAGGAGUGGCCCCUCACCACGGUCAAGCGCUGGGCAGCCUCGCCCAAGAGCUUCACGCUG
Messenger RNA from Galeopterus variegatus (Sunda flying lemur), 1278 nucleotides. Its product is annotated as talin-2-like. NCBI's taxonomy places the organism in Eukaryota, Metazoa, Chordata, Mammalia, Dermoptera, Cynocephalidae. The transcript has 11 exons. The record is from RefSeq and is a predicted model, not a curated record. Gene Ontology annotation, cellular component: cytoskeleton; plasma membrane; focal adhesion. Gene Ontology annotation, molecular function: integrin binding. Gene Ontology annotation, biological process: cell-cell adhesion. The annotation marks the transcript as partial.